Dermacentor silvarum is the source of this 444-nucleotide messenger RNA. Its product is annotated as zinc finger protein 501-like. The transcript has 2 exons. The coding region runs from base 1 to 444 and encodes 147 amino acids. NCBI's taxonomy places the organism in Eukaryota, Metazoa, Arthropoda, Arachnida, Ixodida, Ixodidae. The record is from RefSeq and is a predicted model, not a curated record.
AUGGGGUAUGAAGACAUUGGAUCUACAAGCAUUGUCAUUAAGAGCGAGCCUCAAGAUGUCGCUGGGGAGCAGCGUUGUGAAGAUGAUGUGGUUGCCUCACACCUAACGGGCAGCAGUCAAGACACUGAAGGCUCACAGGAAGCCGACCUCCCCCAUCGUUGCGAGCUUUGCCACCAGCUCUUCAACACGCCGCAACGCCUGCUCCAGCACUCCGUCGUGCACUCGCGGCAGUUGCCGUUCUGGUGCGCCCACUGUGGUGCUGCAUUUGCAAGCCCCGAAGACAAGGCAGAACACGAGAGCUCUCAUGUCGACAAGCGGCAGUACCGCUGCGUGCUGUGCUACAAGUUGUGCAGUCACGAGCCCAUGCUCCGAGAGCACAUGCGAAUCCACUACGGGCAGCCUGGAUUCCAUUGCCACCUGUGCCCUCUUGUGUGCGUAGUUUGA